UUUUACGAAAACUACGGUCGCGUGAAGCUGACAGUUGUACAAAGACUCGAUCCAUGUUUGGCUUAUUAAUCGUCUUUUCAAUGACUAACAAGAAACUGAGUGUAACGUAGGAGCGGACAGGUAGCUUGUUGCGCAGCUCUCAGGUCAGCUGGUAGCUCAGCGACCACAGAUGGGAGCGAGUUUGUGGAAUCAUUCGUGUUGACAGCGGCACUAAACCACCAUGGGAGGUACAAUAUACGACCAGAAGCAGUCUGACAUUGUCCAGGAAUGUACGAACCGAGUACACACUUUGUAACUGGGACUAUCUGAAGAAGCUGAAGUUGGGGAGUUUUUACGCCGCCGCUGCUGCUCUUCCACUCUCCCGUCGCGGGACACCCGAAGCCACUCCGCUCAGCGGCUGGUUGAAUCCAGAGUUUCGCUAUUUCUGACAUUUUCUUUCGGGCACUCGACGAUUAGAGACAAUAAAUGAUGAAGUUUAAGCCCAACCAGACCAGGACGUACGACGGCGAAGGGUUCAAGAGGAGGGCGGCGUGUUUGUGUUUUAAAAACGACAAGGAGGACGAGGUGCUACUGGUGAGCAGCAGUCGUCAUCCAGACCAAUGGAUCGUGCCAGGAGGAGGAAUGGAGCCUGAGGAGGAGCCCUGUGGGGCCGCCGUCAGGGAGGUGUACGAAGAGGUUGGAGCCCACUGCUCUAGGAUACAUGCUGGUGUGAAGGGAAAGCUUGGCAGACUACUCGGGAUUUUUGAGCAAAAUAAAGACAGAAAGCACAGGACGUACGUCUACACCCUCAUAGUGACGGAGACACUGGAAGACUGGGAGGAUUCUGUUAACAUUGGAAGGAAGAGGAAGUGGUUCAAUGUUGACGAUGCCAUCAGGGUGCUGCAGAGCCACAAGCCUGUUCACGCAGAGUACCUAUGCAGGCUCACAAACACCUAUAACCCCGCCUGCAAUCCUGUGUGUAGCCCAUCUCACAGCAACGCCCCGAGCUCCCAAGUGAUGCACCACAACACGCCUCACUAUGUGUUUUGCUCCACACAGGGCUCAGAUGUAGCCAAUAGAUAGGGCAAGCGGCUCGACACCGGGAUAAAAGAAAGACUUUUGCAUUACUAACGCAGCCUCUUAAUGUGUACAGCAUGGACUUCCUUUAAGUUGAUUUGAAACCCAUUUUAAGGGAGUGCCAACAUUUUUAAGUUUUAUAUGUAUAUUUUUUAACAACCAUUACCAGGUGAUAAAUCAAAUGUGUCCCUUUUAAAGUGUUCAGCUUUAAAUGGAUUUUUUCAGUGUGCUCCUUAUCCAAUGUGAAGGUUCAGUUUAGUCUUCAUUGCAGAAUAUUUUACUAGCAGUGCACACAAGUGUUUGGGUGGUUUCCUGGGAAGUGUUUGCUUUUAGAGAAAGUUACAUCCCCACAAUGACUCAGUGGCAAAUAAUGCCCUUAUUUACUACAAAUCAGUUUUUUGUGUGAAUUGUUAUGACACAUUUUGGAAGUAAAACAAAUGUCACCUCACUAUAACUUAACUUGUGACGUAUUUGACGAAAAGAGAGCCAAUGGCAAAGUCUGUUUUUUAUACAGGAGUGAACAACACUGCUCCUCCUGUAAUUACCAUCUUACAAGUACACCCAGUAUCAUCUCCAAGCACUACUAAUUGAGUAACACUGUAAUAAAGAUUAGGCAAAUAUCUGCAAACCAGCCAUCAUACUAAAAUGGAGACCUGAACCGUUCUUGCUCAAAGAUCCUUUUGUUGGUACAUAAUGUUAAUAUUGUAACACUGACUGUUGCAUUGAACAAAUUACUGCAUAUUGGUACAGUUAGAUAAAUAUCAGCUUUUAUAUAGUGGAACAGAACUGCAGUCGGCAUCAUCAAAACUCACAAAUGUGCCAAAGAAAGACAGUAUUCAACACUACAGACUGUAUCAUACAAGGAAUAAGACACUUAUUAUAAGUGCAUUUGACAAAUGUGAAGUCCUGUUAGUGUCUGACAGGCCUUGGUUUUAGAGGAGAAAAACAAUGUGCUUUAGUCUGAUUCUUCAGAGUGCCUUCACCAACAAAGUAUAGUACUGUAGUACAUUGGGUUUAGUUCUAGAUACUUCAAACCCAACAGCACUGACUGGAAGCAGUACAACACAGUACCAUACCCUUAUAUUUCUCAGCUGUUGUUAGAUUUAAACACAAGGAUGUUGGAGAAGGAAACUUGCAAUUGUUACAAUUGAAUGUACAGUACUUAGUAUGCAUUGAUUUAAUUUAUUUAUUUAGGUUUUAAUAGGGAACUACUCCCUCCAUGAAUAGGAAACUAUGACAG
Molecule: messenger RNA, 2296 nt
Organism: Etheostoma spectabile (orangethroat darter)
Lineage: Eukaryota; Metazoa; Chordata; Actinopteri; Perciformes; Percidae
Gene: nudt4a
Product: nudix (nucleoside diphosphate linked moiety X)-type motif 4a
Exons: 6
Coding region: 466-1062 (198 amino acids)
Biological process (GO): diadenosine hexaphosphate catabolic process; adenosine 5'-(hexahydrogen pentaphosphate) catabolic process; diphosphoinositol polyphosphate metabolic process
Cellular component (GO): nucleus; cytoplasm
Molecular function (GO): bis(5'-adenosyl)-pentaphosphatase activity; diphosphoinositol-polyphosphate diphosphatase activity; bis(5'-adenosyl)-hexaphosphatase activity
Source: RefSeq, a predicted model, not a curated record